ACCCAAACACAACACAACGAUAACUCCUCACAAUUCUCAAAUUGCCCCCACAAUUUUAUAAUAAUUAAUUUUCAGUGUUGCUCUACGUAUAAAAUUAUCACCAUGUGUGGAAUACUAGCUGUUUUGGGCUGCUCAGAUGAUUCUCAGGCUAAGAGGGUUCGGGUCCUCGAGCUUUCUCGCAGAUUAAAGCAUCGUGGUCCCGACUGGAGCGGAAUAUAUCAUGAGAAAGACUGUUAUUUAGCCCAUCAGAGGCUUGCGAUUGUUGACCCGGCUUCCGGCGACCAGCCUCUGUUCAAUGAAGACAAAAAGAUUAUAGUUACUGUGAAUGGAGAAAUCUACAAUCAUGAGAAGCUUCGUGAGCUUUUGCCGGAUCACAAAUUCCGUACUGGGAGUGAUUGUGAUGUCAUUGCGCAUCUCUAUGAAGAGUUGGGAGAGAAUUUUAUCGACAUGCUGGAUGGCAUCUUUUCAUUUGUGCUGCUCGAUUCUCGCGAUAACAGCUUUAUUGCUGCUCGUGAUGCAAUCGGAAUAACUUCUCUGUAUAUCGGCUGGGGACUCGAUGGCUCGGUGUGGAUAUCGUCUGAGCUUAAAGGGCUGCACGAUGAAUGUGAGCACUUUGAAGUAUUUCCUCCGGGUCACAUAUACUCGAGCAAGAACGGAGGUUUUAGAAGAUGGUACAAUCCUCCAUGGUUUUCCGAGUCUAUUCCUUCAACUCCUUACGAUCCUUUGGUCUUGAGGCACGCUUUUGAACAAGCUGUUGUGAAGAGGCUAAUGACCGAUGUACCCUUCGGAGUUCUUCUGUCGGGAGGGCUCGAUUCGUCUUUAGUUGCAUCUGUUACCGCUCGUUACUUGGCGGGCACGAAAGCCGCCAAACGUUGGGGAUCACAACUUCAUUCUUUCUGCGUGGGCCUUGAGGGCUCACCCGAUUUGAAAGCUGCAAGAGAAGUUGCCGAUUAUUUAGGCACCAUUCACCAUGAAUUUCACUUCACUGUCCAGGACGGUAUUGAUGCGAUCGAGGAUGUGAUUUACCACAUCGAGACGUAUGAUGUGACCACAAUCAGAGCAAGCACCCCAAUGUUUCUCAUGUCGCGUAAGAUCAAGUCUCUCGGGGUCAAAAUGGUAAUUUCAGGGGAGGGAUCCGAUGAGAUCUUCGGCGGUUACUUGUACUUCCAUAAGGCUCCGAACAAGGAAGAGUUUCAUCGCGAAACUUGUCGUAAGAUAAAAGCACUUCACCAAUAUGAUUGCUUGAGGGCAAAUAAGGCAACUUCUGCAUGGGGUCUCGAAGCUCGAAUAAAACCCGAUGAAGGGCGUAUCGAGAAGUGGAUUUUGAGAAGGGCCUUUGAUGAUGAGGAACACCAGUAUCUCCCAAAGCAUAUUUUGUAUAGGCAGAAAGAACAAUUCAGUGAUGGUGUCGGUUAUAGUUGGAUUGACGGUCUUAAAGCUCAUGCGGCACAACAUGUCACGGAUAAGAUGAUGUUAAACGCGGCAAACAUUUUUCCUCAUAACACUCCAAACACAAAGGAGGCUUACUAUUAUAGGAUGAUAUUCGAGCGAUUCUUUCCACAGAACUCGGCCAAGCUCACGGUCCCAGGUGGGGCCAGCGUGGCUUGCAGCACGGCUAAAGCCGUGUCGUGGGACAAAUCCUGGUCGAAAAACUUGGACCCUUCGGGUCGGGCUGCUAUAGGCGUGCACGAAUCUGCCUACAAGAAUCGCGCUGACCUGGCGUCCAAUGUGGUGGGCCCAAUCCAACUCAGCAAUGGGCCGAGCCCACCAGAGCUCACCAUCAAAGGCUAGCAUCUUUACGAUCAUCAACUAUGUAUCAAUAAAUUGGUCUGCUAUGUGUGGCAGAUUUUUGUUUGUGUGUUUGUGUGUAUUGUGUAAUGCGUAUUUUUCGAUCAUCGAAAGGCUAGCAUCUUUUUCGAUUUUUGUUUGUGUGUUUGUGUGUAAUGCAUAUUUUCUGAUCAUCUUUUUUCGAUCAUCAAAGGCUAGCAUCUUUUUCGAUCAUCUCUUCUUUUGUGUUGUGUGUAAUGCAUAUCUUCGAAAUGUAUGAUUGCUAGAAAUGUACGAUUGCCGUUUCUUGACUCCUUGACUUCAUUCCUUUUUUUUUUUUCAUUCGUCGUUCUAUUUUUCUCUAUUCGUAAUUCUAUGUAGCGGGUAAAUG
Molecule: messenger RNA, 2158 nt
Organism: Striga asiatica
Lineage: Eukaryota; Viridiplantae; Streptophyta; Magnoliopsida; Lamiales; Orobanchaceae
Source: the annotation of a GenBank genome assembly